Molecule: messenger RNA, 5768 nt
Organism: Pecten maximus
Lineage: Eukaryota; Metazoa; Mollusca; Bivalvia; Pectinida; Pectinidae
Product: DNA replication ATP-dependent helicase/nuclease DNA2-like
Exons: 32
Coding region: 1-5412 (1803 amino acids)
Biological process (GO): replication fork reversal
Cellular component (GO): cytoplasm
Molecular function (GO): 5'-flap endonuclease activity; single-stranded DNA helicase activity
Source: RefSeq, a predicted model, not a curated record
AUGGGAAAAACGACGAAACUGAAACAACGUAAAGUUGGCGAAGAUCCAGUGCAGCAGUCAAAGAUAUCCAGCUUCUUUAAGGUAAAAACACACUUGGUUACUCAAUCAGCUCAAUACCCAAGUCAUUUUGAGUUUUUGGAGAAGCUAAGAAACAGACCAGUCUGUGUAGUCGUGGUUGUGUCCUUGGGCUGGACCUCCUACAGCCAAGGAUCCUGUUUUGUUCACCGAGCUUGGAAAUCAUCAUCAUCUAGUAAACUCUCGUUAAAGAAACCUGUCAUAGCAGAUGGGAAGAAUCCAAAGGACCAUCAUUCAGAGUCAAAGGUCAAGACUGACCAAUCAGCAGAGGGUAUUUCUGGGGCUGGUGAGGAUCAAGAUGUCAUUAUUAUUCCAGAAACUCAGGUAUUGUAUAGCCCAAGUCCAAAGCAGGUUUCUCAGAGUACAGAGGCAAGCAAUCUUAACACAAGUUGUGACAUCCUUAUUCCUGAUACACCUGACAACAGCCAAUCAAAGGUUCACCAACGAAAGAAAAUAUAUUGUCGUAGUUUCUUGACAGGGUCAUCAAACUUGUCGAAACCAGCUGGUCUUAUUCCUCGGGUAAAGCCUACAAAGACUGUGAAGCAUGCGCUUUCCAAGGCCAAAAAAAGUCUUCUAUCUGUUUCAGUAGAUUUUAAUCCGAAAACUCUAGAGACAAACCUGUCUGGAAAUUCUUGUGAUAAAAUUGAAGACUGUGAAAUUGAGGAUGAUAAAGACGACCCAGAGAGAGAGGGAGACUUAGUCGACCUGUAUUUUGCACAACAAGAAAAAUGUGAUUCUAAAAAUGUAAGUUCUUGUGUAAUGUCAGAAGUGACAGAAAAAAGUUCAAAAGAGCUUGAUCAGGGACAAGGUGUUGAAGAGCAAGCAAAGGGGGGUAACUCAGAGCAUUGUUUACAAGAAGACAAUUCUGAUGACAAUAUAACAGAAAAUGUUUUUGCUGAAAAGGAAGAUUUUAACCCAUCGCAAACACCUGUGAAGAUUUAUGAUUCAGACAUUCCUUCCAUUAAGAGGAUGAGUAAGUCAGGGCUUUCUCCUGAUGCUAAAAGAAAUGUUUCUGGGAAAACACAAGGUCAGAUUUUUGAAGAACUCAUGGAGGAAGACAAUGGUAAAGAGAACAUGAUGGUAGAGAAAGCAGGAUGUAUAAGUGAAAAGGAAAAAGUGAAGAAAAAAUUGCAACUUUCUACAUCUGAGUUUGUGUCCAGUAAAUGUAUUUUAGACAAAGCAGGAUCUGAAACUGAAAGAAAAACCAGUGUUAAAUCAAAAGAAGAUUAUCAAAAUAAAUCAUCAAUGAAAAAAACCUGUAAUAAAGACUCGACAAAUUUAUCCCAACAGCUUGGAUACCAGAUGGGUUUGAGCAGAUCAAAGAAAUCUCAUAACAAGAAUGCAUGUAACGGAGUGAAAUCUGACAACAUUUUAGGAGAAAUACUGCAAGAAAUGGAAACUACUCCAAGUCAUCAAUCAAAAUUUGAGAAAAAAUCCCCAGUUACUACAGAAAGUAAAGUGAAUGUAGGCGUGAUGUUACCAGGUGACCCGAAAUGUGUGGAGAAAUCGCCGGGCUCACUGAACCAGAUAGCAGGCAAGGCAGACUCCAUCGCAAGGAAGAGUGAAGAUAAGGUUGGAGUGAAGGGGAUGGAUAGAGGUCAUCAGCAGUCAGUUCAGUAUGGAAGCACUCAGGUGGUAUCACAUCCCAGACUAAAGAAGAGGCAGUCUGGAGCAUACAAACAACGGAAAUCUGUUGAUGCCAGCUGUAGGUCUCUGUCAUCAGACAUCUCCUUCACAGAGGAAGAACUUCAGUAUUUUGAUGACUUAGACAGUGGAGUCCAUACCUGUGUUAGUGAAGGGUCAGACAAUAAAAACACUGGUAUCUGUUCAGACAAUGCAGGUCAAAGUUCAGAACUCUUCACGCCUGUUAUACCUAAAUUGAAAAAAACUUCAAGUGUUGUGAAAAUGAAAUCAAAAGAAAAUAUAGAAAGAGUAUCAGGAAAGGCUUUAUCAGAUGAAAUAAUGGAAAGUGACUGUGGAUUAGAUCUAAUGAUGCAAUGCUUGACUCCUGAACCCAAGAGGUGUAUGACCCCUCAACCUUUGACCCCUAGCAUCCAGAGAUGUGUGACCCCAGAUCCUAAAAACAUUCGAGCAACUCAGAAUAUUAAUGAGUUUCCUAGUCAGAUGUCAGUCAAACAUUCAAGUGAACAAGAAAGUGAGAUGGAGAUUGAAGAUGUCCCUACCCAGGGUGAUAGCCAGGAGCUGUGUGAAGAGUUUGACCAGCUGACUCCAUUUAAAGACAAACCAAAUGCUCAAUCUGAACACUGUGACGAACAUCCACCCUGUGUCCACUUUGGUCGCCAUACUGUGAAGAAUGUGAACAGAAGCAGAGACACCGUUACUUUGGAGCUUGAAGACUUUGCUGAGAAAAUUGCAAGGACUUGCAUCCUUGAAGGCUUUUGGUAUGAUACACACGUCACAGAAGGAGAUACGGUGCAUGUGAUUGGUCAAUUUGAUGAUCAAAUGACCUGCAACAUCACAGACAAAUCUGGGCUGAUAGUCGUGAACCCUGAUCGCCUUCUGUCGGGGACAUCGGUGGUAUCCGGUGUGUUCUGUAUGAGAAAGUCUGUACUUAAUGAGAAGUUUAAGGGAUGUGACCGAGGAAAUGUCCAGAUGUUGUAUGGAAGUAUCAUACACUGUUUAUUUCAGCAGGUCCUGAAAAAACAGAUACAUGAUGAGGCUGGGAUUUUAGGAGAAGCUGGAAAAGUAAUUAAACAGAGCAAAUUUGUCCAUGAUAUGUAUGGAAUCGCAGUGACAGAAGGUGAGGUUCUGGAGGAGAUAAAGAAGUAUGUUCCUCAACUACAGCAGUGGAAACAGCAGUACACUAGCAGUGGUCAGGCAGUGUUAGGAGUACAGACGAAGAAGCAGGGUGAGGACAUCCUCAUUACAAAGAUCAAGGACAUUGAGGAGAAUAUCUGGUCACCACGAUUUGGUGUAAAAGGGAAGAUAGACUUGACAGUGGAAGUCAAGAAAAAAUCCCGACCAGGCUUAGGAGAAAAAUCGAUAAUUCCACUUGAGCUGAAAACAGGGCGUCCAUCAUUCUCACUAGAGCACAAGGGACAGGUAACACUGUACAGUAUGAUGAGCUCUGAUCGGCGCACUGACCCCAAGCAAGGGCUUCUGUUAUACCUCAAGGAGCCUAGCAUGAAACUCAUCCCUGCAGACCAACUCAGUCAGAGAGGUCUGAUACAGCUUCGGAACGAGAUGGCCUAUUUCCUGGACCAGCAGGUUAAAAGGUCAACAGAAGAUGGCAGCACCGUGUACAGUUUUGGCCGCCUACCUGACCCCAUCAACAACUCAAGGACAUGCCCUAAGUGUCCCCAUCUUCUCCACUGUGCAGCAUUUCAGAAGGUGGAGGAACGCAGUUUACCAUCCAGUCAUGCCAUGUCAUCCCUCGCCCCUGAUGCACUGGCUCACCUUUCUCCCUCUCACAUGGAUUACUUCACACGCUGGUGUCUCAUGCUGGACCUGGAAUCUCAGACCAACAUACAGUCGGGCCUGAGAAAGAUCUGGUGUAGGACUGGACCACAGAGGGAAUCUGUAGGAGAAUGUAUAUGCCGACUGAAUCUGCUGACAGACGAAAACAUGGCUACCAAGUCUUCCUCAAUUGUUCAAAACUCCAACACAGAUGAUGAAAUGAGUUGCCUCACGUUUACAAGAAAUUGGUCAAAAAACAGAAACCUCCCCAGGGACCUGAGAACUGUGGGGCUGAUAUCCGGGGACUAUGUCAUUGUAAGCUCUGAGGAACCCAGUAUGAUUGCUGUCUGUAUGGGAACGCUGCAAAACCUUACUGCAGAAUCCCUGGAACUGGUUACAGAAAGUGAAAGUCUCCCACGACUGAAACAGAUCAGAGGAACAUUCCGCCUGGACAAGUAUGAUGGUUACAGUACCUCGUCGAUCCUGUACUCUAGUCUGUCCCAUCUCAUGGCUGACACUCCGCGAAGUGCAAGAUUGCGUUCUUUGAUAAUAGACAGAUCUAAAUCAGAAUUUCUACCUAAACUUUCCAAGUCAGACAUUGAAAGUGUGAAGAAGAUAUUCAAGCCCCUUAACAAACCGCAGAAAAUGUCAAUAUUAAAGGUGUUGAUGAGUAAGGAUUACAUACUAAUCAAAGGAUAUCCAGGUACAGGUAAGACAUCCACUAUUGUGGCCCUCGUUAAGGUGUGUACAGUCCUGGGGUUAUCGGUACUGCUGACCAGCUAUACCCAUUCAGCAGUGGACAACAUCCUCCUGAAGCUGAAAAAGGACAAUAUCUCCUUUGUUAGACUUGGAAAAAGUAACAAGAUUCACCCUGAAAUACAACAGUUUUCUGCUGACCAUCUCACAAAAAACCUGACCAGCGUGGGACAAUUACGGGAGUUUUAUCAUUCUCAGAAAAUAGUGGCCACUAGCUGUCUGGGAGUGAAUCAUCCUCUGUUUAGCCAGCGCCGAUUUGAUGUGUGUAUUGUGGAUGAAGCUUCACAGGUCUUGCAGCCUGCCUGUCUGGGUCCGUUGUUCUCUGCGGACAGAUUUGUACUAGUAGGUGACCCACAACAGCUCCCUCCAGUGGUACAAAGCCAGGAAGCCAGGAGCAUUGGAAUGGACGAGAGUCUGUUUCAGCAUUUGGAUAACAAUGGUGCAACAUUUGACUUGAACCUACAAUAUCGCAUGAACAGUGCUAUAAUGUCAAUUAGCAACACACUAGUGUAUGGGGGUGCUCUCAGGUGUGGAAAUGACAUGGUGGCCACCAGUGAACUUGUCAUCCCUGAUCCUAUCGCCUUACAACAGGUUAUAGACAAGCAUGGAUGGCUAGAACAGGUGCUACUAGAUAAUCCGGAUUAUAAGGCAGCAGUUUUCCUCAAUACAAGUAAUAUACCAGCCCGAGAAGCCAGAGACCGAUCCGGUUUUAUAACAAACAUCGGGGAGGCUAAGAUCAUCACAAUCAUUACAGAAGCUUUGUUAGCAGGUGGAGUGUCAGCAGAAGAUAUUGGAAUCAUUGCGCCUUAUCGUAACCAGGUCAAUGUCAUUCGCGAUGUAUUCCGAAACACUCAUAAACUGGCUAGUCAAGGUCAUAUAGAGGUCAACACUGUGGACCAGUAUCAGGGGCGUGACAAGGAGGUCAUCCUUAUUUCCUUCACUCGUAGCUUCACUUCGUCUGUUGACAAAGAGGCCAAGACAGGACAGCUUUUGAAGGAUGUUCGUAGAUUGAAUGUGGCUGUGACACGUGCCAAGCACAAACUCCUCUUGGUAGGAGACCAAGCCUCCUUACGGAGUUAUCCACCCCUGGUUACAAUCCUGGAUGAAUUGAUGAAAAAACAAUGCAUUGUUGACCUUCCAGUACAUGCUGUUGGCAGAACCUGAAAAUUCUUCUGACAUGGUGAAAUUUACGAAAUUAUACACCCUAAGAACAUGAAUUCUUUGACAAUCUUAAAGUGCUAUUUUUAAAAAUGGUUUGCUACUUGCUCUGAAAGAGAAUAAGAUAUAUUGACUCUUCGACAAUAAUGACCAAGCCUGGAAAAAUCCCGAGGGGUUUCAGAAGAGGCUAACGUGGAUUUAUUUGUGGACAUUUUUGACAAUGAUAAUAUAGUAUUUUGUUUUCAGUUAAAAAUAAUAAAGUUUCAUGGUCUGAAGUGUGUUAUCAGGUUCAAAUGGAAUAAUUUUAUUUCAUACAAUGUCAUGGGAAAAGGUUGGAGCUGUUCAGAAAGAUGACAUUGAGA